Messenger RNA from Porites lobata, 9412 nucleotides. The record is from the annotation of a GenBank genome assembly. Lineage: Eukaryota; Metazoa; Cnidaria; Anthozoa; Scleractinia; Poritidae.
AUGGCGAACCGGCUUCUUUUCUAUACCGUAGAAGUUUUACUCAGUGCUGUGAUGUUAUGGUUUCCAGUGAAAACCUCGGGUAAGUUUUUAAUUUUCGAUUUUCAAUUUUGGAUUCAAUAGUAGAACGACCUUCAUUCCCUUUGUAAUGUUUCACUGUUAGAACACGCGCAGUUGUUCUUUUGUUGGCACAAUAGUGAUGGCUAUUUAUUUUCCGAUAAAACCUUCACUCAUAUUUCUUCAUUAAGAAGUAUAUAAGAAAACCAUCUUUAAAGCUUAAAAAUGUCAUAGUCAUUUUCGUAAUAGAGAUUCUUCUUUACCAUAAGGUGACCACGCCACUUACAUGUGCAGUAAUCUUGUGUUAUCUUUCAUCAGAUGAUAUUCCCGUCUAUUUUGUCAUUAACGCUCUAAAUAAUACCACAAAAUCUUAAUAAAAAAGGCAAUGGGUAAUAAGCGUUUCUUUGUUUUAUAUUAUAAGUCAAAAUUUCCAUGCUUUGAAAAACGUUUCUUCGUGCGUCCGACAACAUUUUCACUCGGCGUAGUAAUAGUUUAAGUUUACCCUGUUCAGUAUUUUAAAAUAAACUUUGAAAUAUUUACUGUAUAUUAUUAAAAGAUACUAAAUUGACGACAUAAGAGAGACGGAAAUUAAAUUUUGUACCAGAUUUCAAUUUAACGUGUUCCUCAAAAUUUUUGUUGGGUGAACUACAGCGAAAGGCCGUUACGAUAUUAAUGUAUAGGAAAACCCGAAGUCCAUGAAAUGGAGAAAACGACACAAAAUUAAAAUUCAGUGGUGUAUUGAUUUUCUUGAUGAAUAUGCGAUGUUUAGAUUCUUGAAAAUUGCUAAUAUUCGAUCAGAAUUUUAGACCUUAGGCCCAUUAUCAUGAAUAUUCAGGCAGAUCACACAUUCACUGACAACGUACAGAGUUCAACACUUUGGUUUAUAUAAUCAGGAUAAUUUAGAUAAGUGGAGUUUUAUUGGGGAAUAAAGUGUUACUUCAGUGUAACAUGAGCAUGUUAAAAGGCACUUUUUAGGGAAAUUUAGGAUCAGCCGUGAUUUUCUUGUCAUCCCUGAAAUUAGACAGGUAACUACUGGUGACUACCGGUAAAAUCUUCAAUUUAAAGCGUUUGCAUUGAAAAGUGAAAAAAAACCCAGGCCAAGGUUAAUUGCUGAAAAUAAGACCAAGCUGGGACACUUUUUUAACGAAGCGUAAGAUGCAUUACUCUUUUAGCAGUGUGAUUAUACACUUAUUACCAAAUUAAAUAAGGAGAACGAUAAUUUUAUUUUAUUCUUCCAAUAAUGACCUGCCCCAGAUAAGAGCACUCAAGAAAAAUCUUUGCCUGAGAACGCAUGUACGGGUGGAAACAUCCAGGCGAGUACACGAUUGAGUUGAAACGCUGAAAAUUGCGAGCACACUAGUUUUUCUGGUCGUCAGCCAUCAUAGAACCGAAGGACAAUUCUAAAAAUGUUUUGCCUUUUGCGUUGUAUUGUACAGUUUAAAAGAUGUGUUGAUUAUAAAUUAAAAUUUUUGGUUGACAAUAAAACCAGAAUUCCACUUCCACGUCUUGACGAUACAAGAACGGAUAUCACAGCAAUCUUUAUUGAUCAAACCUCUCCCGUUUACGUUGUUAGAAUUGUUUGAAGGCUGUGAGCGUACACUAGAUGAGAAAAGCAGGGGUUGUACAUCGAAAAUUGGAUUUUUAAUUUAAGUGACGCGUAUCAACAUAUUUCAGAAAGCUUCAUUAGCGUGACUUACAAACCCAAACAACAGGUGCUUCAAUUAUUUGAUAGAUCAGAACACGCCAAAGAACAGCUGCAUACUCAGUGUCUACAACAGAAUCCCAGCGCAUUAUUAUUGCUUUAAGAGUUGUUCAUAAAUAUUAUUUCGGUUAGAAAAUUUAAAUACCUUUCUUCCCUGAAACACAAACGUAGGACGCAAAAAUGUUUUAAAACAGAAUUUGUUUCAAUGGGUUAUUUUAAUUUGGAAGAGACAAUCAUCUAAAUUUCUUACUUCUCACGCAAUGUAUUUUUCUAGUUUUCUUUCGACUGAGCAAAUAAGAGUAUCGCUGCUUUAGGCAUAUACUGUGAAAGGAAAAAUGAGCGACUAUCGGUUUGUCCUAAUGUCAGUUCUGUCAUGGCUACAAACAGAUAACACCUUUCUCGAUCUGCAUAAUCAUUCAUAUCAUAAUCAGCCUCAUUCAGUAAUUAUUUAUGAUAAACACUGUAUAGUAAUUAGAAAUAAUGAAAUGAAUGUAUUUUGUGGUUUAAUUUAAUUACUACAUUGAUAUUGUAAGGAUGAUAGUUUUUACGUUUCUGAGUUUACUGCAUUUUUUCGUUGUAAAAAUGAGAUCUUAAUGGGUUUUAUCCUCGUCUUCGGUCUUUUUUAUUACUUAGGAAUCCGCAAACCAUGUAACAUACCGUAGACGUAGUCACCGUGACACAAGGCAAAUAUAAGAAUUUUUAAUUUUAUAUAGCUGUGUGUGUAUUCUGCCCACAGGCAGGUCCUUCCUUAUAGUUCUCGAUCUAAGGCGAACCUGUUGACUGCUACGUAAGUGAGGGCUGCCAUUCUUUACUCUAUCCAUGCAGCAUUCCCACUCGAGGUCUUCCAAGUGGACUCUUUCCUAUUAUUCUUCCCUCAAUAAAUAAUGGGACAAGAUCACCAUGCCGUAGGUUAUGACCAAACCAGACUCUCUGGGCCAAAUAUUUAAACGUGGUUUAGCCAGUGUUCUAAGUCAUUGUCAAUUUACCCCAACGAUUUUAUCUGAACUUCAUUUAUUGUGACCAGUUUUAUGAAAGCAGGUAAAGAACACUAGAAAAGCAUUAAUAUUCUUAAAACAACCCACAAAAGAAGAGAUCUGGACGUUCAAUGAUCCGUCAAACCAAUAAUAAGUUAUAGACUUCGUUUAAACAUUUUGCCCUCUAAGUUCUGUUGAUAACAGACAUGAUAUAUGGCUCUCUAAAGCCACAUCUCACUGCUAUCCAGUUUACGCACGUGUCCUCUUUCUUCAAGCUCCAUGAUUCGGCUCUAUACAGAAGAGUACUCCAGAUGACAUUCUUAAUAAUUCUCUUCUUCAGGCAAAGCCAAUGCUUUUGUCAGCAGGUCUUUCUCUUAGUAAACACGUUCUUUGUUCGGGCUAUACUCUAUCUAAUUUCUUCUUCACAGGAUCCGGCGUCCUGUGUAAUGAGGCUCUCAAGGUAGUUAAAGUGCCAUUCUUGACUUAAUUAAUUGUUUACCCGCAAGAAAAGAUCGUGAAUUCCUCACCAGGACUCUUACUUAUUUUUAUCAUGCACCUUAGCGGGCGUCUUAACAUUGAUCUUCAUACCAUAUUCUUCCACCGUUUCCUGCUUAGCUACUGGCUGAAAAAAUGUCUCGUACAAACUUUAGUGUUAUUGAAAAAAUAUUUACGAACGUUGACGACUGCGAGUAGUUUCUUAUUUUUUCCUAAAGUGGCAUGCUUAACACGCGAGUGGCAGUAGAGUAGCCGCAAGACCGAGUAACCAGGGUUUAGCUGGGUUUACUGAGGUUCUGUAAAAUAAAACACCAUUAUUAUUAUCCCUUAUUUAUUUAGUUAUAUUAGCCCGGCCCCAUCAAUUAUUAUAUUAUAAAUUAAUAUUCUGAAAAAGCUACCUUACAGAGGUUAUUUUUAGUAGAGAUUUUGUUCACGAUUUCAUUCAUUACUGUCUUUUGCAGGUCUCCAGCCUCCAUCAGGGGUGAAUAUUAAGGCAGUAAACGGAUCGGAUUUUUUGAUUAUAUCAUGGAACAACCAAAGGGAUGUCCCAUUCUACAGAAUUUUGUUCGCUAAUCCACCGGAUGAGGCUGGUCCUACGCCCGUGUACUGUUUACCUGACAAUACAACAUGUAGUUACUGCGUGUCAAACCUCAAUACACCAGACGUGUCUUGUAUUACACUCAACAGCCAUUAUACGGUGUCCAACAGUAUAGAACUUGAUUACGAGCAGCUAGUUAGUGUGAGAGUGGAAGCGUGUAAGGAUUUAAACCCAGACGAAUGUCCACAGCGUAGUGAAUGGACAAAUUAUACCAUUCCUCCAGGAGGUAAGUUGCAAUUGAAACUAAGAGCAAGAGCUACAAAUAGAAUCCCCUACACUCAACUGGGACUUGCCUCCUGUUUUGUUUAGCUAGCGUGAGGAUGAGUUUACGUUGUCUUUUUUUUUUUCAUGGUAGCACCGAGUCCUGUGAGGAAUGUUCACGCACGUCCAUUGUCAUCAAAUACUGUCGAGGUCAGCUGGACUGCACCAAAUCAAACCAGGGGAACGAUAGUACUGUACUCUGUACUUUACAAAAAAGAAAACGUAUGUUGUCUGCAAGUAUAUGUUUAUAGUUGUUAUCAGUUUGCUUAGUUUUAAGGGUAGAGAAGGAGGCUGAACAUGCGCUGUGAAGACACUAAACUCGUUACCAGGAUUUUUCUCUUGUAGAUGUGGGGAGGGAUUCCUUUUCUUGUAGAGACCUUUUGGAUGUAAAUGUAUUAAUAUGAAAAUUCACAGCGAGGCCCAGAACAGAGGACGCAGAAAAAAAAGAAUAAACUGUUAUCCACAUUUUGCUUCCAACCCUGUGUUAAGUGGACAUUGAAUAUCUUCAAACAAGAGAAAUUCUCGUUCUUCAACGUCAGGGAGCCUCAGCAAAGACAUUUUUGAGCGACGCACGUCCAUCGGAAGUGAGGCCUUCCCCCUUUUUAUAUGCCUUGACGCACGUUCCGUGACUCUAACAAAUUUGUAUUCAUAUUGCUGAGUGUCCUUUCUCUUUUAAAAACCAUUCGCCCGAGAGUUUGAACCAAACCACUGCCAACGGAUGCAAAAAUUCCACAUCUGGUUGACAUGCUCUCUCAACGCUGUGGAUUAAGCUCCCAUUUAUUAAUUAAGGAAAACUCGGGGGAAUGAAUUUUGUGGCAAAUCACUUGCGAAAAGUGAGGAGAGCAGGGGCGUAGCUACCUGUACACAUGGUACGCUCGUGCGUACCUAAAAAAAGCCGUGUACAAAAAAGAUAUAAAAUGAAUAGACAAUAAAAAAUGAAAAGUUAAUUCUAAAAAGAAAGCAAAAUAUCUAAAGAUAAUUAUUUUAAGAGCACAGUUUGCCUCAAUUCAUUCAACUCUGGUUGCUUCUUAGAAAUAUAUAUUUUUUUCUAAAACAACCAUCCCGAUUUUUUUUUCCUCUCCACCCAAAUGUCGCUUUCCAGAGAAACGAAGUAAUUCAUAAUGGACCGAAUCUUGAAUAACAUAUAUAUUUAGGGAAAAUAUGGCAGGCGUUUUUACUAAAAACGUGCUCGGAUUCCUAACGGUUUACACACAUCGAUAAAUCCUGGGAGCAAUGACAAAGGCGACGGUGACGGCGACGGCAAUAAGCCCAAUAAGUAAAUGAAAAACAACAAAUUUUGCAGGUCCAGUGCGCUUUUCUUUACAACCUGUACGAACACGACCGUAAAUUCCCUUUUGCGCCGUUGUUUGGAGGACGUAAACACAGGGGCAAAUUCAAUUUCUUCUUCUGAGUCCGAACUUGGGUGCGGUCCCCAGGACAUCCGAAGGGAAGUUGGCCUAUAUUUACCAUUUUACGAGAACUGUCGGCGAUAAACGCGAAAAAGUUAACAAAAAAAACGCGCAUUCGGCAUUUUGAUAGCUAGGGACGUUUUCGUUACCCUCGCCGUCGUCGUUGCUAGGCACCCUAUAUUCAUGAAAGUGACAGUUCUAUUUUGGUUUUACUGCAAGCGGCAAAGUAUCCGGAUAAGUUGGACAAAUUGUUUAUACUACAAAACUUUGCGAAUUUACAAGGCAUCGGUUUCAAAAUCAACAGAGACUCGAACAUAGAUGGCUUAUUCUAUGCUUUGCGCCUCGAGUCUACCACAGAUCAGUCAGUAAACCCGAAACAAUGAUGCUCAUCCUAUUCCUGUUUCUUUCUUUCAAUUCUUAAUAUCACAAGGAGCAAGAGAUGAAAAGGGUGUUUAGAAACGCUGGGAAAGGAAUUCUAACGCGGCUGUCUGCAAAAACAACAUAUAAAAUCUGGGUAACGGCGUCUACAUCUAACAGAGAAGGACAGCGUUCUACUUUGACUACCGUGGAAACCUGUGAGUACUUCUUCUUUCAAAUCAAGAGUGGAUUUCUGUAUCUUUUUAACUUUGAAGUGAUAAGCCUCCGAUUUUAUUGCCUUAUAUUUUUCAUUUCUCUUGUUUCCAACUUUUGUUAGACGCUGACGAAUGUGGGUCUAGUCCCUGUAAAUACAAUGGAAAAUGUCACUUGUAUGGCGGCUCUUACAAAUGUCUAUGCGAAGAGGACUGGGAAGGACCGAGCUGUGAGAGUAAGUUUUUACUGAACUUAAUAGAUGAACUGAAAGUUAUCCCGCUAAAAGAAGUAAUAUUUAAACUAAAGGCAUUCUUUGGCAAUCUUGUCGUAAAAACUAGAAUGCAACAAACGUUAACAGUUGGCUUUUUCACUUUUCACUGCCAAGAUGAAAUGGCUGUGCGCAUGCCUAUCUUGGAGUAUGGUAGAGCAACCCUCAAAGAGCAACCUUGCUGUUUCGUUCUUCGGGGUCGUAAUCGUUAAAGGUGAACGGACGCCCUGACUUGAGAUAAGUCGUAUGAAAUGCUGCAAAGAUGCUCAAAUUCACCGUCGUUUCUUUUGGGCACGGUGUCUUGUUCUUACAGGACCUCGGUAAGAGAAUUUUUGCUUGCGUACGCAUGUAAAUUUUAAGCGUGUAAGUAAAAUAGAUGGAGGCAAUGCAUGGGAGUUCGUUUGUAAACGUAAAAGUUCACUCGCGGCUUUCAUGCAUUUUCUCUUUUGUAUUCACGCUCGUAAAUUUUACGUUCAUGCGCACGUAAAAACACAGUUCAGGGGCGGAUCCAGGAUUUUUUUUAGGAGGGGGUGCACUCGUCUCUUCCAAUAAAUCACAUAGUUUUUUUUGGCAGAAUACCAGUUGUAUUAGAAAACCGCAGGUCAUCUCGGGGGGGGGGGGGGGUGCGCACCCCCUGGACCCUCCCCCUAGAUCCGCCUCUGCAGUUGAAACCCACACUAAAAGUAGAUUUUUAUUGUUGCGUAAAUUUUACGUGGGUAUGGGUAUGAACGAAGAAAUGAAGUCUUCCUCAAUGUUCUUAUUAAGAGCGAUAUAAAAAAACUCAGAGGAUCCUAAAAUGAUCAGGAAAUGAAAGAGAGGAGAAUAAACAGUCUCGAAAAAUUACAAUACGCCACUUUCACAUUUCCCAUAAUGCACCUUAUUUGCUCCUCAAAUUUUGCAUAAGCAUUGUUUUCAAUUUCUCUUGGGACGGCUGUAAUACCCAGGAGAAAUGAAAAACAAAGGUUAUGCAACAUAUUUUUGGCGGGGGAGGGGAGGGGGCAAAUAAAGUGCAUUAUGGGAAAUGUGGAAGUGGCGUAUUGGCCGGGCCUAUAGAAUAGCAGAUGAACAGAAACACUAUUAUGGUCACAGGAGUACACAGUAAUUUUCAAAGUAACCAUUGCAAUAAAACGUAUAUCAAUAGUAGCAAAAUGACACAGAAAAAAACAAAUGAAUCAAAGUUGGCCAAAGAAACUGAACAAGAGAUUGUAAGCUCUAAUACCUCAAUAUAACAACAUCGUUACCAGGCUCUCCCUUCUGUCAACUACGAGGAUGACCUGGUUUAAUAGAAAAUAAUCUGGAAACGAGGUUCUCAGUGGAAGUGACUUAAUUAAGUGCUAUUUUCAGUUCCCGAAGGGUUUUAUAUGAAGGGGAAAAAAUGUCUUGACGCGGGAAGAGAGGGCAACUCCUCACUUUACAGCAAUGUCAGCCUGGAAUUUUGUGUUAAAGAGUGCAGAGCUAUUUCAAGGUAAAAACAAUGCAGUGAACUGAAAUUGUGCAGUGAUUAAUUUGAUUUUACCUAAAAGUUCCCCAAAGGAUAUUCACCUUCUCAAAUACCGCCAGGGACCUCCCGCUGGACAAGGAGGUUGAGGGAUCAGGGUACGAGAUAAAAGGGAUGAAAUCUAGCAUGAGAAAACAGCCGCGUGGGAAAUUUAUGUCAAUGACGCGUCAUCAGUAUGGAAUUCCUGCGCUCGUUUCUCAGUCGUCAUUUGGCGGGGAAACCAGUGGUAGCGUCGCCAAAUGUCGGCUGUUUUCUCAGGCUAGAUGAAAUAUUGAAGGCAAGGAUAGACAUUUGUUAAAAAUGAGUGACGGGGACCAUGCUAUUAUCAUGUCAUCUUUCUUAUUUUUUGUUUCAUGAAUCAUAUUUUCUGCAUCAAAGAAAUGAAAUAUAGAAAUGAGCAGCCCCAUUCUCUCUUGGCAGCCCUAUGAUAAGCAUAAAACGCAAAGCGUGGUAUUUGCUUGGCAAGGGCUUUCCCAUCUGCAUAACGUUUGCCAGACUCAGACCUAAGUCUCAUCUUAGACCGCGUUUAAAAGAACCAGUAGACCGUAACGUCUUUUUAAAAGUUUGACAUUUAAAAUAUUAGCUUUUUAGCCUGGGCUAAAUGCAUUUCCCAUCUGAUUCACGAUAAAAUAAAAGUAAUUUUGUUAGAUACUGGCUGAGCUCCGUUUCAUUAAGAACUGACAGUUAACCUAUAAUAUAUCCAUUUUUUGCAGUUGCAAAUCGUUUGAAUAUGGACUGGGGUACAACAGCAGUGGAACAUUUGUGAAUACUCUUCACAUAAAAUCUCUUGGACUCUGCAAACUGCAACAUACCAGCGUAUCACACCAACCGCUUAAAGAUUGUUCCUAUGACUACUACGAAAAGAAGCCUCCUGCAUCUUCGAGCUCGGAUGUGUUUUUAUCAAAAGCAUCAUUUACAGGACAUCUUGCUUUGAUGACUUUCGUGACAGCGAUCCUGAGUCUGAGCCCUUAAGCUCUUGUUUGAUUGUUGAUUUUGGCAAAUUAAGCGACCACAAGUUAAGAAAUAACGACAAACGCUCAUUGGAAUUUAGCUUGCAGGCAGGCGUUUUCAGACGGGCGCGCGAGAACUUGGAUUUUCAGGGGUUGUUAUCGCACUUUCUACUCUGUCAAUUUAUUCUGACUUCAAAAUCAAUCCACUUAGGGGAUACUGAGGCUCGCUCGCUCGCCAUACACCCCCCCCCCCCUUCCACACAAACACACACACACACGAUAAACCAUAAUACGCGAGUGCUAUUGGUUGAUUAUUAUUCGACGUAAAAAAGACUGCAGGAAGGAAUUCCACUUGCGCGUACAGCGAGGAUACGUAUACCAGUUUACCAGUUGAUGCAUUAUGCACCCUGAGGAUACAUAUAUAUGUAGAAACAAGCUCGAUUGCGUUGGUUCGCGUUCACAAACACAUGUAUAGUAAACUUUCACCUCCUUAAUUGCCGCUUAAUUAAAGCUCUUGAACUAUAUUGAGUUUAAUUGUGCAUAUUCGCUUUCUGAUUCCCAUACAGCCACCUUGGCCAUGAACGACCAGUCUUGAAAAGCGAUUUAUCUCAAGAAAUUUUCCCCGUAAGGAGG